Coffea eugenioides is the source of this 1067-nucleotide messenger RNA. RefSeq lists its product as uncharacterized. The coding region runs from base 239 to 781 and encodes 180 amino acids. The record is from RefSeq and is a predicted model, not a curated record. NCBI's taxonomy places the organism in Eukaryota, Viridiplantae, Streptophyta, Magnoliopsida, Gentianales, Rubiaceae. The transcript is spliced from 2 exons.
UAUUGAAUGUCGAUACAUCCGUCACGGACUUGAAUACCGUUUGCUUUUCCCGAUCAACAAAGUCCCAUUUUUUGACCCACGUACUGAUCACGCGGCUGGACUACAGGACUCGUAUCCCCGACCUUAGCCAAGAAGCGUUUCACUCUAGCACCUCCUAGUUUCCCGUGAGAAUACAAUAGCAGUAGCAGUAGCACUACAGCAGCAGCAGCGGCGGCAGCAGUACAGCAGGUAGCGUCUAAUGACCAUGGAUUCAAGAACCACGACGACGACGUUGUGCAUCUUCUUCGUCUCCCUAGCACUCUUGUCAAGUUCGCCGGCGAUGAGCGACGACGGUACUACUCCAACAGUGUACCAAGUGUUGCAAGAGUACGGGUUCCCUGUGGGUAUUCUACCGGAGGGGGUGACUAGCUAUGAACUGGACAGGAGCACCGGCAAGUUUACCGUCUACUUGGACGAGACUUGCAGCUUCACCAUAGAUGGCUACAAUAUCAGGUACAAGUCAAAAGUAACGGGGGUCAUAUCCUAUCAACGUCUCACGGACUUGAGCGGUGUCCAAGUCAAGGUCCUCUUCUUUUGGCUGAGCAUUGGAGAGGUGACCCUGGACGGAGACGAGCUGGACUUCUCCGUUGGGAUCGCUUCUGCUGAUUUUCAUGUGGACAACUUUUAUGAGAGUCCCCAGUGUGGCUGUGGAUUUGACUGCGUCAACGCCGUUGGGGACGGAAUCGGAAUGUACGGAAGCGGCUCCAAGUUUAAUUGGAGGCGCCUUUUCUAUCCUUCUUGAACAGCACCGGUGAGCUUCCGCUUAAAAAUUAUGUACCGUAUUAGCUGUAACCUGGAGGUGAUGGUUCUCUUUUUAAUGCUGAAGGAUCAUCCAGAAAUAAGGGGCACUGUUUUCAGAUUUCCCAUUUCGUAGACUUAUCCAUUUUAUGCGCUUUAUUCUGCAAAAUACGAAUCUAUGUAGCUGUGUACUUGUAUGUUCGUUGAAGAAAUCCUGCACCCAAUCAUAUUUAUUUUGGAGUUUCCGAUUCUUCAUUUUGUCCUUGUAAAGGAAAGGUCCGGAUUGGUUA